Molecule: messenger RNA, 2067 nt
Organism: Acaulospora morrowiae
Lineage: Eukaryota; Fungi; Glomeromycota; Glomeromycetes; Diversisporales; Acaulosporaceae
Source: the annotation of a GenBank genome assembly
AUGGCGCAGUCUUCACUAUUAUUGACUACUACUUACAUACUCUUUCUUCUAACCAUCACCAUCACCGCGAUCACUGAUAAAACAGUCAGUAAUAAUGGCGUUGUUGUCACUUUCAUUGAUUCUCCAACUGAUUCUCCCACUGAUUCUCUCACCGAUUCUACCUCAACCUUAUCGCCUAACUCCUUAACUACAUUAUCGUCCUCCAUAAAUUCUCCUGUGCCAUCUUCGGAUGAUGAUGAUGAUUCUGAAACUUUAUUAUCUACAACUGUGUUAUCUUCGUCAGAUGGUCAAACAUCAUCUCUUCCUUCUCAUUCAUUCUAUUCGUCGCCUCAACCUUCUUCCUCCUCCCAACCUUCAUCCAAUUCUUCGAGAUCGUUCUCUGGUCAAUUUCUCACCGAUCUCAAAAAUGCAACCGGUUUUCAUGUGGUAGUCGCGAUUGCCUAUUUGGUGAUCUUUCUCAAUUGCUCCGGUUGCAUUUACAUCUUCUAUCGGUCUUGGAUGCAAUGGAAGCUUUCCACAAAAAGUUUGUCAAUGAUAUUUAGGUUACCAUUUUACACCGCUGUUUCUGAUUCGGGAAUUGCGGUAAUAGGAGCGAUCGAUAUCUAUCAAACAUCAGCGAACGCAAUAGCUUGGUCUCAACCAACUUGUGGUGUACUUGGUGCAUUGAACUAUCUCUUCAUCUCUCUAAAUUUGACGCUUUACAGCGCUAUAAGCAUAACCACAUAUCUUCGAGUAUGCCGAGAAAUUUACAUUGAUCUUGGAAAGUAUGAUUAUAAGUUGUGGUUAAUGGUGUUUCUGUUUUCGGGAAUAUUUCAAUUGAUUGUCGAUCAAAAAUAUUGGUGCUCUACGAGAUACGACAGCUCGUUCGUACUCACCUUUCUAUUCAUUCUAAUCUCCAUCAUCCUUAUCCUCGUCAUCUCUUGUUGCAUCCUCAUCCUAAGAACUCUUCUUGAUGCGGCAAGAAAUAAUGUCUAUAGGCCGCGUGACCAACAAUCCAACAAUCACAAUUCUGGAAAUUCUAAUUUCUAUGGUCGAAAUCUUCGAAAUUUCUUUAGAUGCAAUUGUAAUUUUAAUGUUCGAGGUAUUGUCAACAUUCGAAGGUUUAGAAAGAGCAUCAAUACCAACAAUCAAAGACGAAGGCAUUCCGAAAUAUCAAGGAGGCGUAGUGAAUUGGAAAAGCGCGCGUUGAAUAAAGUAUUGGGUUAUCUUCUUGUGUUCAUUAUACAGUGGCUUCCAGUGCAAAUUUACGCAUUGACCAAAAUUUUUCAGGUGCAUUCUUCUUGGCUUUACAUUAUUUGCGUUGUAGGGAUGCACUCUGGUGGGACGGGAAAUGCAAUAACGUAUGUGAUGAACGAAGGCUGGAAACCGCAUGAAACUCCUUCCUCUAGAUGGGCGACAACGAAUGAUUCACCAUCGUCCAAGAACGUGAACCCACUACCACCGUCGUCGCCCUACCAUAAUCAGAGCGAACAUUCACUAUCUCAUUCAGCCCCACAAGCCAUAUUUCAUCCGCAAGAUGAUAGUGGUAUUGGUGCCGGCGUUGUUGAAUCCGUUAAACAACCUCAAGAGAUUCACAUCGAUCCUUGUCAACAAAAACCUGAUUCUCAUCAAUUGGAUCUUCGCCAGCCGUCAUCACCCGCAUUCCAAUUUCUUGGAAACAAUCCGCACAAUCGUCGUAAUUCUCAAAAAUAUCGUCACAGUUCAUCGAGACUUCUUAUUCAAGAAGUCGUAACCAAUAUGCUCAAUAAUGGAAAUAAUAUAAAUCCAGGUUUUAGUAAUAUUAAUGACGUUGAGAAUAGUUACAAUAAUAAUGUUAAAACAAAGAAAAGUCAUGAUGAUUAUCACGCUAACAAUAGUCGUGGUAAUAGUAUUUAUACUGUCAAUCGAAAUGAUAAUGUCGAUAAUAAGCAUUGUACUGGUGAUGGCACAGAUCAUUUAAACAACGCUCACGAGAGUUCGCUCUCAAUAUUCGUUGAUGCUUAUGAGAAGAUAGUGUCUAGUCUUACGGAUAACGAAAUAGAUAUAUUUAACAGUGAUGUUGAUCUCGAGUACGAUGAGAAGGAAUAA